CAACGCAAAAGUCAGAGCACAUCUUAUCUAAAAACUAUAUAAAUAGGUGUCCAUCGACAGCCACCACUACCAUUGUGUAAGGAAUCUUGCCAAGAUGAAGACUAUUCUAUUCUUUACGCUGUUAAUGUGCAUUUACUUGUCCUUCACCUUGGCGAUACCAUACCCUGGUAAUGCUGAGGACCUGCAAGCAUCUGAGUCGAAUUGGGGAGGUGGUUGGGGCCGAGGAGGUGGCUACGGAGGUGGCUACGGAGGUGGCUGGGGAAGCGGAUGGAAUCAGGGUGGAGGUUGGGGUCACGGAGGUGGUUGGGGCUACGGUGGAGGACGCGGUUACGGCGGUCACGGAUGGGGAAGAUAAAACAAACGUCAACAUAUAACGGA
This is a messenger RNA of Papilio machaon (common yellow swallowtail), 378 nucleotides long. RefSeq names its product neuropeptide-like protein 32. The coding region runs from base 95 to 355 and encodes 86 amino acids. The transcript is spliced from 2 exons. The record is from RefSeq and is a predicted model, not a curated record. NCBI's taxonomy places the organism in Eukaryota, Metazoa, Arthropoda, Insecta, Lepidoptera, Papilionidae.